Molecule: messenger RNA, 930 nt
Organism: Rotaria sp. Silwood1
Lineage: Eukaryota; Metazoa; Rotifera; Eurotatoria; Philodinida; Philodinidae
Source: the annotation of a GenBank genome assembly
AUGCUUUGGAUAUUUAUCUGUCUACUUUCACUUUUAUAUUCUAUUAAUUCGCAAAAUACGAAUCCACCAGGACAUCAUUGGGAUUAUGAACGAGAAGGGCCUGAUGCAUGGCAUCAUUUAUUUGAUACAUGCGAAGGUGAAGCUCAAUCUCCCAUAGAUAUUCGAACAUCUCAUAUAAAAUAUGAUUCAAGUCUUACUCCACUUUUACUCAAUGGCUACACAUCUAAUAUGUCUUUAUUAGUAUGGAAUUUUACGCAUAAUGGACAUACAAUUAUUGCUUAUCCACCACCAUUGGCACGUUUAUCGAUGAGUGGAGGUGGUCUAUCAGAGGUUUUUUAUUUGGUUCAAUUUCAUUUUCAUUGGGGUUAUAAUGAAUUUCAAGGUUCUGAACAUACAAUCAAUGGACGAAAAUAUCCUCUUGAAGUACAUUUUGUACAUCGUGCACCGUUUACAGGAACGUACGCUGUCCUUGGUAUUCUAUUCGAUCGCCAACGUGAUGAUAAUCCAUAUUUAACUAGUUUAUUAUCAGCUCUCAAUCGUACUGUCAAUACGUCAAUAGCUAUUGAACAACAAAUUGAUUUAUCUCGUCUUCUUCCAACAUCACCAUCACCUCGUUUCUAUCGUUAUAAUGGCUCAUUAACUACUCCACCGUGUACAGAAGGUGUUAUUUGGACAAUACUGACACGAACUGUACCUAUUUCAUCAUAUCAACUUCGUGCAUUAACUAAUAAUAUAAUUCCGUUCAAUUAUCGACCUCCUCAAAAAUUACAUUCACGUAAAGUUCUUGCAAAUUUUCGACCAGAACCUCACGAAGGUGGUGAAGAAGAAGAAACUGAAGGUGCACGUCACUCUUCUGCAUCUUCUAAUCGUAUCAAAAUAAUAAUAUUGAUUGUUUUAUGGUUUGUUUCUAUUCUAUCCAUUCUUCAAUAA